Messenger RNA from Asterias rubens (European starfish), 2378 nucleotides. RefSeq lists its product as uncharacterized. The record is from RefSeq and is a predicted model, not a curated record. Lineage: Eukaryota; Metazoa; Echinodermata; Asteroidea; Forcipulatida; Asteriidae. Bases 360 to 1805 code for a protein of 481 amino acids. The transcript has 2 exons.
CUGCGGAUGAAAAUGAUCGUUGUUUUGUAGCAACCACGGGGGAAAUUCAGUCCGGAGGUUUUUGAAUGACUUCUUUGUGAUCGUAAACUCAUCUACGGAAAUUGAGUAAAUUGGAUGUUUUGUGAUUGGGAGAAAACUAUCCUGCGUAAUAAUUUAGGAAGCUGUUCAGAGAGUCUUUUUUUGUGUGGAACGUUGUCGACACGCACUUAGCAACCUGGUCUGCACAGUUUGUAACAACCCAAACCCUGAGUACAACGUGGGGAACUUCACUUUGGAAUCUUUGUUGCGGUGUACGGGUGAAAUGGAGUUCUACUUAUAUGGAAAAUGCCCUGCCUAACUUCCUGAACUGAAAAGCAGUGAUGCCUGCUCCACCGAGCAGCGUCAUGCUGGAUGUAGAAACCAUUUUGGGCAUACACCGGCCCACCAAGAAACCCUCAAGCCUUAAAAAACCUCGUCAGCCCCCACCGCCAAAGUACAUCAAUAAGGAACGGGCCCUCGCCAUCGCGAAGAAGUUCAAGAUCUCUCAGAUCGGAAAGGUCUCUGUGCGAGCCGGGAGGAAUGGUGGUGACGACAUCCCGAAAGUUAGUCUACAGUCCGAGAAAGUCCUUACGCGACGGAUACUCCUCGACCGUGAAAAGGGGCUGGAGACGGCGAGGAAUACUAAGGACAGCGCGGUCGGGAAGUGCAUCCUCGGAAGAAACGAUUACGAAACGAGGAGAUUGGGUGUUGAGUUUGAUCAGCUGAAUGAGGAUGUUGAGAGGCGAAAGUACCAGCUCCUGCGACGGAAAAGUGUGUUUGUUCAAAAACGUGGUUUGACGCUCACUCAAAACGGUAUUGUGUUCGACUCGGAUGCUCCUUCUGGGGCUGUGCCAGGUUCACAUCCCAGCAGACGCGCAAAACCUCUCCCGGAUAUUCAAGAACCAGACAGAAAGCUAAGGGAUAAAUCUCCUUCCUACAUGCGCCCUCUAAGUUGCGAUCGUACCAGGUCGACGGAUUCACAAGUUGCUGAAGUAGAGAGGUUUCUAGCGAGCCCAACAAUGCAGCAGUUCACUAAAGGCCCGGAUGAAGACAGCACUUUGCUUGCAUUGCAGACGGUAAGCGAAGCCAACGACCUGGAAGCAGCAUCCAAUAUGGCGCCUACUAAUUCAUUACCAGCACGUCGGGUCAAACAACACGAAAUGAAACAUUCUGACCUCCCUGAAAUUGCAGAGAGUGUCUCGUCUGUUGGUUCAGAACAUGAUGUGUUUCACGACAUAGAUGAUGACGCAAAAAAAGGGUUACCCAAUUUCCCCAUUACCAAACCCCUGAGUAGAAGUACGUCAGUUCGAAUCACGGAGGCAGAAACUGAUGAUGUCAAGAGAAGACACUCGACCGCUUAUUCGGGACUUCGGCGAUCUGUCGGCAAAUCCGAAAGCGACCGAACAGCUGGACCUGAAUCGGCAAUAGUUCGCCCGUCAUCUCGCAAGCGUUCCCGUCGUACAUCUUCAAUUCGCUCAAGAACUCACUCGGGUUCCCGCCCAAAAUCACACGGGAAAUCCCGAAGUAAACGUGUGUCAUUCUCGCAGAAGCCGAACCCUACCCGCUUCAAUGUGUCAAGCCCCUCGAAGGACCCGAGGUUUACCGAACUCACUUCGAAUCUCAUACCCGAUUCGGCGAAAGCUUUCGAUCUUUACCGAUCCAUGGGUAGGUUGAGUGUAUUGGACAAAUUGCAUAAGGAGACCGAGUCGAACGUUUCCGAUGGACUUCGUACGAAAAUGGAAAAGAUCGGUCCGAUUCGACCGGUCGGCAACAUCAAAAGCAUUUGAUACUUUGUCGAUAAUUUUUGGAGCAUAAACUGAUAAGAAGGGCGCCCUCUUUCACUACUGCUGAACGGAUUGUACGUCUUAUUCUGCGAUUCUACCUGAAACUUUAUGACCGUUUAUUUAAUAUCACACACCUUUCUUCCGAAAAAGUUUGAAAUGUUCAGCGUCGGUUUCACAUAAAGAUCUAAGAUAAAUCUUAAAGAAACUUCACAGAAUUGGUAAGACAAAAAAACCAUAAAACGUAACGGUCUAAUGAUGAUGAUACAUUAGAAAACAUCCCUUGAAUAUUUCUGUCUGAAAUGACCAAGAUGGCCGAUUUAUCUCAAACUUCUCAGUUUAUGAAUAUAAAAUGGUGGAAUACAUGAAGUAACUGUUUUAUUGGAAAAAAAGUAACCAACUUGAGAUUUAUAUUGUGACAUCACACUUUGCUUAACAAUAAAAGUGGAUUAUACCUGUGAUAUCCAAGCGCUUUGUGAAAUCUGAUUUGCCAUAAAAGUUGAAAUUUUCUAAUCUUUUGAUGUAAUUCCAAGAGUUAUUAAAAUGUACUAAUUUACUGUUUAAAAGUUGUCCCUUCCC